AAAAGCGACAGUGCAGUUGCUUUCAAGCAAUCAAGUGAUAGAAGCAUACAGCCAUCUCGAUACGUGACUUGCACUGUUAUCGAACCGAGGAUAUCUCUCUCUCUUUUCUAAUCCGAAUAAGAUGGUCGCUCCAAAAUCUAGCCGGGGAAUAGGCUUCGAAACAACCAGUCUACGACCACGGUUCUAUGAUUGCGCGCAACAAGGACCCUUAUCUCAGAGAAGGGCAAUAUCCAUGCUGGACUCCGGACGCGAAUAUUUGGCAACGAGUAUGGUGACUAUGAAGAAGAUGCGAAGCAGAACUCUCAGUACAUUGAGACGGAAGCCCCGUUCAACGCAUCAGAGAGGUAGUGGGAGACAGGCUUGUUUAGGCUCACAAUUCCUCUCAGAACCUGGCCUGGCGCCUAGAACUGGUUGCCAGGAGCUGGGCGGUUGGACAACACGCGAACUCAAUGCUAUCCUAGGGAAAUUGACUUCGCUGAAUAUUAUCGGUGUUGAGGUCGUUGAGGUCGCACCGCCAUAUGAUGAUGCAGGAGGAUCAACUGUCUGGGCUGUAGCAGACUUGAUUUAUGAAGUGUCCGGAUUAUAGUGGGGAAUCCACUGUAUCCUGUGGACGGACACAUUGCAGAGAUCACUUAUAGCGGACGUCGGCGUCCAAAGAUCACA
This is a messenger RNA of Paecilomyces variotii, 663 nucleotides long. RefSeq lists its product as hypothetical. The transcript has 4 exons. The coding region runs from base 122 to 586 and encodes 154 amino acids. Gene Ontology annotation, molecular function: agmatinase activity; metal ion binding. Lineage: Eukaryota; Fungi; Ascomycota; Eurotiomycetes; Eurotiales; Thermoascaceae. The record is from RefSeq and is a predicted model, not a curated record.